AACAAACAAUCCCCAACAUUAACAGGUCUGUCGGGUUUACAACCUUUGUGUCCACACUGAAAGACUGGAACAAUGUUUUGGAUCUUUGUUGUUAGUUUUUUUUUAAUGUCAGUCAUUGUUCAUACUGGGCCUGUCAUGAAUUCCUCCUAUGUUGCUGCUGUGUAUGAGCACAACGUAAUAUUGAACCCGGACCCUCGUGUCCCCCUGUCCCGCACUGCAGCCCUGCAGCAUAUGCAGAAAAACCUGGAUAUCUACGAGGAGCAGGCAGCCCGGGCUGCUCAGCAGGGAGCCCAGAUCCUGGUGUUUCCAGAAGACGGUAUUCAUGGUUUCAACUACAGCCGUUCGUCCAUCUCUGGCUACUUAGAAACCAUUCCUGACCCCCAGCAGGAGAGCUGGAACCCCUGCACAGAGCCGGGCAGAUACAACAACACUGAGGUUCUCCAGCGGUUGAGCUGUAUGGCCCGUCGUUACAGCCUCUAUGUGGUGGCCAACGUGGCUGACCUGCAGCCCUGCCCCCUGAAGACUGACCCCUCCUCCUCCUGUCCCCCUGAUGGACGCUGGCAGUUCAACACCAACGUGGUUUUCAGCUCAGAUGGCCUGCUGGUGGCGCGCUACCAUAAACACAACCUCUACUUUGAGGAAUCCUUUGACACACCGCCUCAACCUGAGAUCAUAACGUUUGAUACACCUUUUGCUGGAACAUUUGGCCUCAUGACCUGCUUUGACAUCCUGUUCCAUGAUCCCACAAUUGCCCUGGUGGAGAAGGGUGUGCGUCAGCUGAUCUUUCCUACAGCCUGGAUGAAUGCACUCCCCCUACUGGACUCUGUCCAAUUCCAGCGGGCAUUCAGCUUGGGUGCCAAUGUCACCCUGCUAGCAGCCAACCUGCGUAACAACCGAAUGAACAUGAGAGGAAGUGGCAUCUACACCCCCUUCUCUGCCACUUACUACCACGCCCAGAAAGGAGACCCAGAGGAGGGCAGGCUGCUGGUGGCCAAGGUGCCAGUGUUAGACCCACUGUGGGUGGGGCGGAGUGGAACCACAGGGGAGGGGGUAGUUAGUAGUCAGUCCACAUCAUCUGCAUCUCCUCCAUCUGAAACUGCUCCAUCAGUUCCUCCCUCCUCCACCACCUCCAUCUCAUCCAUUCUCUAUGAGCCAAUUGUCUUCUUAAACCAGACAGAGGGUGAAGUGAAUGUCUGUCAUGGCAGCUUUUGCUGUCACCUGCAGUACCGGAGGUUUCCACAGGGUGGCAGUGAAGAGCUCUACGCAUUUGGAGCAUUUGCUGGAACACACACUGAUCACAGACGCUGGGCCCUGCAGGUGUGUGCACUGGUCCGCUGUGCAGGGUUGGACAUCAGUUCCUGUGCAGAGGGAGUGGAAGAGGCUGAAUCUAAAAUGGACUUCACGUUGGAGGGGAAGUUUGGGACCAGAUAUGUGUACCCUUCAGUCUUAGCUAGUAAGCUGGUCCUGGAGCAGCCUGAGCAUCUGGAAACAGCUGCAGAUGGCACAGUGACCAUGAGACACUCGAACAUGACUGGUGGGCUGCUCACUGCCUGUCUGUACGGACGAAUGUAUCACCUUGACAAUGAGUGAACUGCUUUGGAAUCAAUGGGUGUGUUGGGAGAACAAUGACAGAGGUGAAAACUGAUUUGAAAAAAUAAAAUGUUCUGACCGAGACUGAAAAUGAUAAUUUAGCUGUUUAACAUUUGUCUUAGAAUGUAUGAAAGAAGUGGACAAAGCCAACUAUAGCAUACCCUGCUGUUUCAUCUGUUUUCCUCUCAAUGGGAUCAUUAUUUACAAAAUGAACAUCAUGCUGUAUUGCAGAAAACUAGAAACUAGCCGUUGAGAUCAUAAACUCCUCAGGAAAAUGUUUACUGAUGUAAUUAAUCAUGUGAGGAGUUGGGUCAUAUUCUCAUUGACUCCUGUAAAAUCUUCUUCAUGCACUCAUUGAAGUCGCCCCCUGCUGGCCAUUUGAACAAAUGCCAGUUUGAGGCACUUCUGCAUUGGACUCAGGAGUCUACGUCCACUUCACAUAACUGCACUCUACCUCACUCUACUAAAAUACUAAAAUAAAGAGGAAAAAUCCUCUUGUCAGCACAUAAAGCUCCAAAGUGAAGAUAUAAGCAAGGAACAACCUCUUUGCCUG
Molecule: messenger RNA, 2143 nt
Organism: Epinephelus fuscoguttatus (brown-marbled grouper)
Lineage: Eukaryota; Metazoa; Chordata; Actinopteri; Perciformes; Serranidae
Product: biotinidase-like
Exons: 6
Coding region: 73-1590 (505 amino acids)
Molecular function (GO): hydrolase activity, acting on carbon-nitrogen (but not peptide) bonds, in linear amides
Source: RefSeq, a predicted model, not a curated record